This is a messenger RNA of Xiphophorus maculatus (southern platyfish), 1017 nucleotides long. It is a transcript of the gene hsd17b10, whose product is annotated as hydroxysteroid 17-beta dehydrogenase 10. Gene Ontology annotation, molecular function: estradiol 17-beta-dehydrogenase [NAD(P)+] activity. The record is from RefSeq and is a predicted model, not a curated record. The transcript has 6 exons. The coding region runs from base 63 to 845 and encodes 260 amino acids. Gene Ontology annotation, biological process: fatty acid metabolic process; androgen metabolic process; estrogen metabolic process. Gene Ontology annotation, cellular component: mitochondrion. Lineage: Eukaryota; Metazoa; Chordata; Actinopteri; Cyprinodontiformes; Poeciliidae.
GGAGUGAGCCAUCGGCUCAUAGACGAGCUUUGAUGUGACGUCACUGUGUGUCCGGAGCAAACAUGGCGCACAUUCGGAGUUUGAAGGGCAUGGUCGGCCUGGUGACCGGCGGGGCGUCCGGUUUGGGUCGGGCCACGGUGGAGCGCCUGGUGCAGAACGGAGCGUCCGCUGUCAUCGUGGACCUGCCCUCCUCCAAUGGACAGGAAGUGGCUGGCAGUCUGGGAAACCGCUGCGCCUUUGCUCCUGCAGACGUUACGUCCGAGGCAGACAUGCUUUUGGCCGUGUCUCUGGCCCGGGAGAAGUUCGGGAAGUUGGACCUGGCAGUCAACUGUGCCGGCAUCGCUGUGGCUGUAAAAACGUACAACUUCAAGAAGAACGCCCCUCACAGCCUGGAGGACUUCCAGCAUGUCAUCAACGUAAAUAUCGCAGGAACCUUCAACGUGAUCCGCCUCGCCGUGGGGGAGAUGGGGAAGAACGAGCCGGACGCAGACGGACACCGAGGCUGCAUCAUCAACACCGCCAGCGUGGCAGCGUUCGACGGACAGGUCGGACAAGCGGCAUAUUCUGCUUCUAAAGGCGGCAUCGUUGGAAUGACGCUCCCAAUCGCUCGAGAUCUGGCGCCGAUGGGCAUCAGAGUCGUCACAAUCGCUCCUGGAUUGUUCGCCACUCCUCUCCUCGCCAGCCUUCCAGAGAAGGUGCGCUCCUUCCUCUGCCGCCAGGUGCCCUUUCCUUCACGCCUAGGAGACCCCGCUGAGUUUGCCCACUUGGUGACCUCAGUGGCGGAAAACCCGAUGAUCAACGGGGAGGUCAUCAGGCUGGACGGAGCUAUCCGCAUGCAGCCCUGAUCAGCUUGUCUGGGUGUGAAACUGUGAACCUUAGUAUUUGACUUUGUAGAAAACAAUGAUUAUAAACUCUCACUUGAAUCUGUGGAUCUUUAUAUUAAAUUUUUGUGGGUCUCAAAGUGUUAGAGUGUACUUCAUGUUGAACAUUACAGAAAUAAACAUAUAAAAGAAUUCA